Myotis daubentonii (Daubenton's bat) is the source of this 1389-nucleotide messenger RNA. RefSeq names its product bMERB domain containing 1 (gene BMERB1). Lineage: Eukaryota; Metazoa; Chordata; Mammalia; Chiroptera; Vespertilionidae. The record is from RefSeq and is a predicted model, not a curated record. Gene Ontology annotation, biological process: negative regulation of microtubule depolymerization. Gene Ontology annotation, cellular component: microtubule cytoskeleton.
UACUUUAUCCAGCAAAGCUAUCAUUCAGAAUUGAAGGUCAGAUAAAGAGCUUCACAGAUAAGGAAAAGCUAAAGGAGUUCAUCACCACCAAACCAGGAUUAUAUGAAAUGCUGAAAGCCCCCCAGGCCUCCAUGGCGCAUGCGCCCUGCAUCCCUUCGCCUCCUGGGUACCAGUCAGCGUUCCCAGGCCCUCGCGGCCGGCGGAAGAGAUGGAUCAGCGUCACGAGCGCCCGGCCCCUUAAAACGCUGCUGGCUGGAGCCGCCUCCCUCCCAGCAGCCCGCGGCAGGGAUGGAGUAAGGGGAGACCCAUCGACCUGUCCACGGGGAUAAGCGAUGGAACUAAAGCAAUCCUUAUCUAUCCAUCUGGAAGCUGAGAAGCCUCUGAGGCGCUAUGGAGCGGUGGAGGAGACGGCGUGGAAAGCGGAGGGACUGGGGAGAAGUCAGCUGGACAUCAUCUCCAUGGCAGAGACAACCAUGAUGCCAGAGGAGAUCGAGCUGGAAAUGGCGAAAAUCCAGCGUCUCCGGGAAGUUUUGGUCCGACGGGAGUCAGAGCUCAGGUUUAUGAUGGAUGACAUUCAGCUGUGCAACGACAUCAUGGACCUGAAGCAGGAGCUGCAGAACUUGGUCGCCAUCCCAGAAAAAGAAAAAACCAAGCUGCAGAAGCAGAGAGAGGACGAGCUAAUCCAGAAGAUCCACCGACUGGUGCAGAAGAGAGACUUCCUGGUGGAUGAUGCAGAGGUCGAGCGGUUAAGGGAACAAGAAGAAGACAAAGAAAUGGCAGAUUUCCUGAGAAUCAAGUUAAAACCUCUAGACAAAGUAACUAAAUCUCCAGCCAGCUCCCGAGCCGAGAAGAAAGCAGAGCCCCCGCCUAGCAAGCCCACAGUGGCCAAGACCGGGCUGGCACUCAUCAAGGAUUGCUGUGGGGCCACCCAGUGCAAUAUCAUGUAGCCCCCAUGUGGGGUGCCCCCGGGGCCACGGGGACUCCCCCUCCCAUCCACUUGUCUUCAUAGCCCCCAUUUCACUGGGGCCCAAGAGCUCUCAAAGGCGGAAGGGGUUGAAGGCAAGCCAGUGACUGCCGCCGGGGCUGUGGGCGCAGUGGGCGGGCCCAGCCGCCCUGUACAGAGUGUAGCAAUAGGGAGUCCCUCACCGUCGCAUGGCCCUCCCCAGAGCAUGCCGAACCCAGGAGUCUGUCUCACUGUUUAUCCAAACCACCAGGAAAGGUCCUUCCUCAAAAAAGUGUAUCUCUACUUCUAUCUAGCUGUAUCUAACCCACCAUGCUAAUGACUUGGGAGAGGGGCAUGAUCCCCAGGUGUGUAUAGUUGCAACUUUUCAACAAUCUAGCACCAUGUUGGACACAUCCCCCACCGACCCUCCUAGCUCUGCUAUCAGG